Messenger RNA from Telopea speciosissima, 768 nucleotides. RefSeq lists its product as uncharacterized. NCBI's taxonomy places the organism in Eukaryota, Viridiplantae, Streptophyta, Magnoliopsida, Proteales, Proteaceae. Bases 1 to 768 code for a protein of 255 amino acids. The transcript is spliced from 2 exons. The record is from RefSeq and is a predicted model, not a curated record.
AUGGCCCCUUUUAAGGCACAGUAUGGGAAGAAGUGCCGGACACCCUUGUGCUGGGAUGAAGUAGGUGAGCGGCGCAUUCUUGGGUCAGAACUGAUACAAGCAACCUGUGAAAAAGUGGAUUUGAUCCGGGAGAGAAUUAAAGCUGCCCAGUCUAGGCAAAAGGGCUAUGCCGAUCAACGGCAAAAGGAUCUGGAGUUCCUCGUUGGUGAUAAAGUAUUUCUCAAGGUGUCGCCUACGAAAGGGGUGAUGCGGUUCAGUAAGAAGGGUAAAUUAAGCCCAAUGUAUAUUGGGCCUUAUGAGAUUCUUGCCAAGGUUGGACCGGUGGCUUAUUGGUUAGCACUCCCACCAUCUCUCGACGGCGUACACGAUGCCUUUCACAUAUCUAUGUUGCGGAAGUAUGUGCAUGACCCCAGUCAUAUCCUAUCUCAGGAACCACCAGAGUUGGCGGCAGACAUGUCAUAUAAGGAACAGCCUGAGAAGAUUCUAGACAGUAAGGUGGUGAAUCUCCGCAACCAACCCAUCCAUUAUGUGAAAGUAAAGUGGUGUAACCACUUAGAAGAAGAAGCUUCCUGGGAAGCCGAGGUGGAAAUGCGAGCGAAAUACCCUUUCCUGGGAUUUCUACAAGAUUUUGAUGUAGAUGGUGGUUACUUGGCUAGUCUGGAUGUACAGUCUUCAGACUAUGAUGGUAUUGGUACAGAGGAACCUGGUUACGUGUCGGAGGAACACGGCGACGGUUGCCCCUGCGAUGAUUGUGCCUAUGGGCAUUGA